Tuber aestivum (summer truffle) is the source of this 733-nucleotide messenger RNA. NCBI's taxonomy places the organism in Eukaryota, Fungi, Ascomycota, Pezizomycetes, Pezizales, Tuberaceae. The record is from the annotation of a GenBank genome assembly.
AUGCACGACCACCUCCUUGUGGAAGAGUCCAGUUUAGACAAACAUCGCCGCGGCAAGUGCGAGUCCUCCGCCUGUUCCUACGCAGAGCACUUUUCGGCUCAAACUGUUUCCACCAACCUCGCCCUGCGCACGCCAUUAAAACCCAUCACCCACACCGAAACUCACGGCCUGUCGGGACUAUAGGUGCGAUGCAUCUGGCUACGCUUCUAGCACUGGCAAGAUCUUGCUAAUCCCUUCGACCACCGAGUUCGGCCCUAUUCUUUCAAAGCUUACCCCCCAGCCGUCUUCCCGCCGCCCGAGUGGGCCCGGGAUCAUCGGGAGUUUCAUUGAUUUCGCAACGUUUACGCUCUGCGGUGAUGGGAAGGAGUAUGUCCACUACAUUUCUACCUGGCUGGAGAGGUGCAACACCACCUGGGCAUACUACUUCCCCCAUUCGGAAAUGGAGAAGAGGGGCAUCGAGGAUAUAGUCCUGCAGGCAUAUUCCUACGCUAUGAAACUACAGCGGGAAAUCCUCUUGUUCAAUGACGGUGGCUGGAGCAAGGACCAUGUGCAAUUGAGGAGCGCGCAAGAGACGGACUGGAAAGACGCAUUCCUGGACACAACGAUGAAACGUCGCUCGCGGUCCGAUGUGGAAAACUUCUUCAGUAGUAGAAAUAUACAAACACCUCGACGUCCCACGGAAACGGCAUCAUCUUCCAUGGACCCCUGGAAACAGGAAAAAAAUCUCCAUUAA